Messenger RNA from Salvelinus namaycush (lake trout), 4722 nucleotides. Its product is annotated as serine/arginine repetitive matrix protein 2-like. The record is from RefSeq and is a predicted model, not a curated record. Gene Ontology annotation, molecular function: mRNA binding. NCBI's taxonomy places the organism in Eukaryota, Metazoa, Chordata, Actinopteri, Salmoniformes, Salmonidae. The transcript has 15 exons. The coding region runs from base 201 to 4115 and encodes 1304 amino acids.
CUGGGGUCGCCAUCAUCAUCACGCGUGGUUUUCCCCCGAUGUUCAACCAGUGACGAUUUCCGCAGGCAUUAGGUGUUUGUUUUACGAAGAAGUACUUGAAGUAGAUUUGCUUUUGUUUCGAUUGUCGUUUUAUUUAGGUUUUUUUGCCAGUAUUUGCUUCCAUUCAUCGUCUCCGUUCGCGGGGAACUCAGAGAGGAGCCAUGUACAACGGCAUUGGCCUGACCACGCCACGAGGCAGCGGCACCAACGGCUAUGUGCAGCGCAACCUGUCGAGCGUGCGGGCAAAGCGUCCACGUGACGAGCGCGGCGGCGAGCGGGACGAGAAGGACCGUGAGAGGCUGGAGAGCCAGCUGAACCGUCAGCCCAACGCCGAGAUCCUGGAACACCAGAGAAAGAGGCAACUGGAGGUCAAGUGUGCAGAGCUGCAGGACAUGAUGGAAGAGCAGGGGUACUCCGCUGAGGAGAUUGAAGAGAAGGUGAACAGCUUCCGCAUGAUGCUGCAGGAGAAGCAGGAGCCACCUUCGGCCCCCACCGAGAGAACAUCGGCGACAGAGACUCACGCCCUGGCUGCAGCCAAUCAGCAGAAGAACGACCGGCUGAAGGCGGCGUUCGGCAUCGCCACGGACUAUGUAGAUGGCUCCUCCUUCCAUCCGGAGCGCAAGGAGCGAGAGAAGGAGAAGAGGGAGCAGGAGAAGCUGGAGAGGGAGAAGCAACAGCAGCAGAAAUAUGCGCUGGUAGAAGAGUCAGAGGACUCGGACUCCCCAGCCCGAAAACAGAGCCGCAAGAAGAAAAGGAAGAAAAACAAGAACAGAGACAGCUCAGAGAGCCCUUCCCCCUCUCCUAGACGGGUGAAAAAAACUAAAAAGAAGAAAAAGAAAAGGGACGGGUCGGAAGAAAAGGAUGACAAAGAUAGCUCCUCAGACGAGAACCAGGCGUCUAAGAAAAAACGCAAGAGAAGUGAAAAUGAGACUCUGCCCCAGAGUAAGACACGGCGCCAUAGGAGUGGGUCCUCCAGCUCUGCUCACAGCCAAUCCCCUGCCCCGCUGAGAGAGAGGCAGAAGAACCAGCCUGUCAAGAGAGCAGAGGGGAGAAAGGGGCCAUCUCCAGACAGGAGGGAGCGUGGUCGCGAGGACGGGAGUCCACAGCGUUCGGGAGGCAGAGCGAGAUCUCCCAGGUAUCCCAGCUCCCCUGAACGCCGACCGAGGGCAGACAAGGAACGGGAGAAGGAGCGACUGAAGGACAAAGAGAAAGAAAGAGAGAAGGAGCGUGAGAAAGUGAAGCCUACCAGAACAAGACACGACUCCUCUUCCCCCUCUCCUCCUCGACUGGAACGAGAGAAAGCCAGGCGCUCCAGAAGUGGAGAGAGGGAUCGAGAGAAGGAUAGAGGAAAGGAGAGAACAAUGCUGCAGAGGAGCAGACACGACUCUUCUUCAUCCCCCUCUCCACCCCCGAAACAACUGGACACCAGGAAACAGAGGAGUGGAAAGAAGGACAAACCACAAAGACGAGACUCCUCCUUGUCUCCAUCUCCAGAAAGAGAGGGAGCAAGGAGAGGAAGGAGUGGAGAGGGGGAGCGAGGAAAGGAAAGAAAUGCCCGAGCCCCAGCUGACAGAGAGAGGGGGAGAGGGAGUGAGAAAGAAGGAUCUCCCCCUAGUCGGAAAAGUGAUGGCGGGAGAGGUAGAAACUCAUCCCGCGACUCCACAUCCCCUGUCCCUCAGUCACCUCUCAUCAACGGACGACAGAAAGAAAGGGAGCACGAGGGAAGGAGGGGGAAAGAGAGGAAACCGGAGGAGAGGGGGAAAGAGAGGAAACCGGAGGAGAGGGGGAAAAGGGGGAAAGAGCGGAAACCGGAGGAGAGGGGGAAAGAGAGGAAACCGGAGGAGAGGGGCAAAGAGAGGGAGAAACAAGAGGAGCAGAGGAAGCGGGAGAGCGAAAGGGAAAAAGAGAGGGAGCGAAACCGAGAUGGAGGGAGAGAGAGUGAGAGGUCCGGCAGACUGUCUUCUACCCAACAACAUCCGUCUACCUGUUUGUCUGAAGACCUCCGCGCGGAGCGACAGGGUGAGGGGGAGAGGAGGGACAGAGAGAGGGAGAAAAAAAGACACGCGGAGGAGGACAACAGGCGGGAGAACAGAGACCGAAGCCUGCCGGAAAAGGAGCGAGAGAAGGAGUUGGAGAGGGCAAAGGAAAGAGAGAAGGAGAAACCAAAAGCGAAGGAGAGCAGCAGUAGCAGCGGGAGUGACAGCGACAGCUCUUCCUCAUCCUCUGACUCAUCAUCAUCCUCCUCUUCUUCCUCGUCCUCCGAGGGAGAGAAGAAAAAGGGAACAGUGGUGAAGAGCGGCCCAGUGAAAAAAGCCCCCCCCGCUCUCAUCUCCCCUCCCGCUGUAAGUGCUGCCUUCCAGAGGUAUCUGGGCAAUGGGGGCAGAGAGAGCGCUUCAGAGAGUGACGGACAGAGAGCUACCGGGAGAGAGAAGGAACGUGAGAGAACAGGAGGGGACAGGUCCAUGCUCUCUGAAAGGGAAAACCCGCCCCCUGCUCCCCAAAAAGCACCUGUCUCCCAACUCCCCUCUGCUGCAGAGCGCUACACCCCCACAGACAGAGAGAAGGAGCGAGGGAAGGGACAGGAGAGGUACAGCCCCACCGAGGUAGAGAGCUCCAGCCCUCCACCCUCUCCUCCCAGAAGAGGAGCCCCCCAAGGCGGAGGCGAGAGGUACUCCCCCACUGAAGUGGAAAGAGAGAAGGAGAGAGAGGGAGGGGUGAAGAGCCAGGCCAGGAGGGCAGAGCGGUACAGCCCCUCUGAGCAGGAGAGAGAGUGGGAGAGGAGGGCGCCCUCCCCAAAAGCCCCCGCAGCAGCAGUUGUCCCGCGGCCCUCCCCCCCUCGCCGCACCCCCCCACGGCAGUACCAGGACCCCCCCACUUGCUCCCCCAGCCCCCGACGACAAGCCGCCACCCGGAGAGCCUCCCCUCCUUCCCGCUCCCCGACUCGCCACUACGCCCCACGGCGGAGCCGCAGCCGGGAGCUAGAGCACAACCGAGAGAGGCAGAGAGCGAGGGAUAGAGGGAGAGAUCGUUCCAGAGACAGAGGAGCCAGGAGGAGCAGGUCGAGGAGUCCCAGAAGACGCAGUCCCUUCUACAGGUCCCGGCGAUCCCCCUCUCCCGUUCGACAAAGGAGAAGCAGCCACUCGCUAUCCAGAGAAAGGCAGAGACACCAGGAGAGAGAGAAGAAUAGAGAGCUGGAGAGAGCGAGGGAAAAAGAGCGGCAACGUGAAAAAGAGCAAGAGAGGCGAGAGCGCCAACCUCUUAAAGAGGUCCCCCCACCCCGUCGCUCUCCCUCUUCCUCUUCUGGUUCUUCUUCUUCCUCAUCCCCCUCUCCGGCCCGAGAGAGAAAGGAGCCGCCUGUAGAAAAGGUGAUGAAACCAACGGUAGAGAAAGACCGAAGAGGUGAUAGAGAGGAGCGAGAGAAAGGGGGAGACAGAGGAAGGAAGGCUUGUUCCAUCUCCUCACCGCUCCCCUCCAAGGAGACCAGUCCCCUUCCCAGCCAAUCAGAAAUCAGAGCCCACCCCAAAGAAACACGGCACUCUGACCCGCCCCGCUCCAGGUCGCCACAGGCCCUCAGCCAUUCAGAGACCAGAGUCUCUCUAGGAGAUACCUCGAGGACCCAAUCACCUGCGGUGCUCCCCUCACGCGGCUCUGACCGACCAGUCAGGACUGAAAACGGUGUGAGCGAGAAGGGGGCCAAAGAGAAAAAGAAAGGAAAGAUGGGAAGCCCCAGCUCAUCAUCAUCAUCUUCUUCCUCCUCCUCGUCAUCUUCCUCUUCGUCUUCAUCAGACAGUUCUGACUCUGAUGCAGAGCACGGAAAAGCAGGUGCCAGGAUAGCGGCUGCCCAUAGCUCUUCCUCCUCCUCAUCCUCCUCAUCAUCCUCUUCUGAAAGCGAGAAGGAAGACAAGAAAAAGAGCCCGGCGCGACCUCACAGAGUGCCAGCUGAUUCGCUGAGAGACUCGCGCUCCCUCAGCUACUCUCCACCCAGACAGAGGCGACCUGCACAUUCCCCACCCACCCGCAGGAGUGGCAGCAGGCAGUCCCCAAGCCGAUCUCCAAGCAGUAGGAGAAGAAAAUGACCCUUCACUCUGAAAUGUAACUAACUUUCCCCCUCAAUCCUCAGAUUUUUCCUAAACACUUCUGGGCUGGUUUGAACUGGACUGUACCAUUGAAUAUUAUAGGGAGGGGGAAGUUAUGGACAUUUGAUCUGUGAAUGACUGAGUGAAUUAAGCGUUGUUGUUGAUUCUGUGGCAUGAGGAUAGCACCACAGGAAGAGAGAGGCAGAAUUUGAAACCCAACAGAGGCCAAGAGGUCUGCUUUUAGUCAAGGGUUUCUGUACAUUUUGUUUUAUGCUGUACUGUAAGGAAGAAAUGUAACUGUAAAUGGUAGGUGAGAGUCCGUGAUAGGAAAGUAACCUCUGUGCAGACCCAUACAGACUGGAGUGAAGCAUUCCAGAAUCAAAACACACACACACACACACAGUCCUAUUAAAUUAUCUCACAACAACAAAGUAAUGUUCACUGCACUUUUUCUGCCCCCUCUGUAUUUGUGCAUUCUACAUGUAGAUAUGACUCAUCUGUAUUUUGGUUAUCACCGAAUGGAUUACGUGCUGUUUCCAUAUAUGUUGACUAGAAACUGCAACUCUUGGUUUGUUUCUCUUUGUGAAAAUAAAAAGUUGUAUCUUCA